This is a messenger RNA of Penicillium malachiteum, 765 nucleotides long. RefSeq names its product alpha/beta hydrolase. NCBI's taxonomy places the organism in Eukaryota, Fungi, Ascomycota, Eurotiomycetes, Eurotiales, Aspergillaceae. Bases 1 to 765 code for a protein of 254 amino acids. The transcript has 2 exons. The record is from RefSeq and is a predicted model, not a curated record.
AUGUCCGACAUUAAACCUAUCUUCGUCUUUGUUCCUGGGGCAUGGCACACCGCCGACGGCUUUGAUCAAGUUCGUUCCUUGCUCAUGGAUCAAGGAUACGACAGCGAAGCUAUCUCGACACCAUCUGUUGGCUCCAGUAAUCCUGAGAAUGGGCUCCACGCAGAUAUCGAAUACACCAAGUCUGUUAUCAAGGGCUUGGUAGAUAGUGGCCGCCAGGCUGUGGUUGUGAACCAUUCUUAUGGAGGGAUAGUAGGAGCUGGGGCGGUCGAGGGACUCGGAUAUAAGCAGCGAGUUGAGAAUGGCCAGACUGGGGGUGUGAUUAUGGUUGUGUGGAUGGGAGCAUUCGUUGCGCCUAAGGGCCUGUCAUUGUACAAUAUGCUUGGAAAUCAAUGGCUUCCUUGGAUGGUUCCAAAGGAUGAAGAGGGAUACUGUUAUUCGUCUCAAGAAGAGGUCAUCUUCUAUCAUGAUAUGACAGAAACGGAACAGAAGAAAUGGAUCUCGAAGCUCCAGCCGCAGACGUUGAAAUCCUUCCUUGAGCCAGCAGUUUAUGAAUCUUGGAAGGAUAUUCCUUCUAUGUACAUCUACUGUGUUGAAGAUCAGGCCUUGCCCAUGGUUGUCCAGGAGGGGUUUGUCAAAACUUUGAAUGAGCCCGUGAAGUUCCAUAUUGAUGCUUCGCAUUCGCCGUUUUUGAGCAAGCCGGAUGAGGUUGUGAAGGGGCUUGAGAUUGCGGUUGAGGCUGGGCAGACAGCUAUUGAAGUACGAUGA